AUGACACCGACGCAAAUGAUAGGAACCGCAACAAGCGCCAUCGACUUUACGGUCGGUGCAAACCAACCAGCUGCUCUUACUUCUCCUACUCAGAAUAUUGAUAAUGUAGGCAGCACACCCUCGAAUGCUGCAAGAAUUAAUAUUUUUACACUUUUGAGGAAUUUUGUGGUUGGGUUGGUUAUGAUUGUUGGCAUGGGUUUUUAG
Ambispora leptoticha is the source of this 204-nucleotide messenger RNA. The record is from the annotation of a GenBank genome assembly. NCBI's taxonomy places the organism in Eukaryota, Fungi, Glomeromycota, Glomeromycetes, Archaeosporales, Ambisporaceae.